Mycotypha africana is the source of this 1806-nucleotide messenger RNA. RefSeq lists its product as uncharacterized. Gene Ontology annotation, cellular component: Mon1-Ccz1 complex; intracellular membrane-bounded organelle. The record is from RefSeq and is a predicted model, not a curated record. The coding region runs from base 1 to 1806 and encodes 601 amino acids. The transcript has 5 exons. Lineage: Eukaryota; Fungi; Mucoromycota; Mucoromycetes; Mucorales; Mycotyphaceae. Gene Ontology annotation, biological process: vesicle-mediated transport.
AUGGCAAAACAGGAUAAUCAUCAGCUAAAACUAAGCCCACCAGCUCUAUCGUACUUCUGUGUCUAUAAUUCUUCACUUGGAAGAGCUAUGGAAGAUAAUGCUGCAAACCAAAUCCUUUAUUACACGGCCGCUAAAGGAACAGUUUCUGCUGAUGAAAAGAUGAAGCAAAUUGGGUUAGCUCAGGCGCUGGUGAAUUUUACAUCUACUUUCUCAUCGUCGGCUUCAGCUAUACAGAGUGUACAUUCACAAAAGAACCGCAUGGUCUUUUAUCAACCGGAAUCUGGUUUUUGGAUGCAUAUGUGUGUUAAAUUAGGUGUUUCUAGAAAACAAUUGAAAGACUCGAAAGGAAAAGAGAAGUUAGCUACAGAGUAUCUGGACUCUCAAUUGAAUGACAGAGCUCUUGAAGCUAUAUUAAAAGUCGGCUAUGAGCAAUUCAAAUUGUUGAAUGGCACAUUUUCUUCUUUGGUUUUUGGUACGGAAUAUACGACCAGUACGCAUUGUUCUUCGACCACAGCAUCGGCGCAGAAGAUUGGAGCUUUAAUGCAUUUAAUUGAACAGUUCUUUUCAGAAUGGAUAUGGAAAUGGGAUUUUAACCGUCUUGAUACUAUGUGCUUUACAGCUGUUUUCAACGGUGUGCCUAACGGAUCCAUUUUACGAAAGGAUUAUUUGAAAAUCAAUGACCUCGAAGAGGAUUUACGAAAAGAAAUCAAGUUGGGCAUUCCAUUAAGCCAUAUGUUUAUUCUUCAUGAGAAUGAAGUAUUAUACAGAUCAAAAGACCUAAAUAUUCAUGAUGUUUGUGCUUUAAGGAAAUACGUAAUGCGUACAGUUGAUGCAUAUCACAAGAAUUCCCAGAGAAAACAAAGCACCAAUUCUUUAACAGAAAUGCCAGCCACUACGAAUAUGCCAAACUUGAAACAGCUGGCAAAGUCUUUCACGCAAACACCUUUACUGAAAUAUUUGCCGUUUGGAACGAGUAAAUCAACAGAAACUAGCCGUACGACUUUUGAUCACUCGAACGAUAUCUUCUCGAGUGAUCACUUAUCAGAAAUUCUAUCAAUAGCACCCUCAUCAGUCGCAGAAGAACCAAAGGAUAGUCGAGGCGUGUAUUUGACAGGCAUUACAGAAUCCAUAAACAUGAACGAUGAGGAGAGGCCACACACAAAACCAAAUCAUGUCCGAGUAUAUUUACAUAGUCCGACACAUUUGAGUAGUUCAAUUGAGAACCCACAAAACAAUCACCAACUGUACGAAUAUUACUUAAUUGUAUAUAUGCAUCAAUCAAAGUGCGUCUGGAGCUUCUUGUUACCUAAAAACGAAGACGUCGAAAACCUUCUGUCCAGUCCUUCUUAUUAUGCAAGUUUAGAGCAAUACUUACACAAAUGCGACGUAGAGUCGCUCAUUAAUACAGUUGUCAGGGACAUGAGGAAGAAAAGACAGAAAAGUCUUCGUUUGGGAAGAAAGUAUCAGUGGUUUUUCUAUGAUAACAUGACAUUGGAUAUGAAAACAUCCGUAGAUUUUGCAGCAUUGGAUCAGAAAGAGCAGACUGCAGCCCAACAACCAUUGUUGACAAAUGAAAUUUUAUUGCAUUUACUGAAUAUUAAGGAGGAUUUCGAAAAAAUGCUGUGUCAUACAAAUGAGAUCUAUUCACGUUCAACUUCCAAUCAUUGGAUAGCCGGUAAUAGGUUUUACCAUGCUUCCUUGAAUGAUGAUUUACGGACGAUUUAUAAUAGUAAUUGUCAAGACUACACUGAAAUGUAUUUGAUUGCUGCAAAGAAAGACAGUUCACUUGCGGAUGUAGAAGGUUAG